Molecule: messenger RNA, 1515 nt
Organism: Oikopleura dioica
Lineage: Eukaryota; Metazoa; Chordata; Appendicularia; Copelata; Oikopleuridae
Source: the annotation of a GenBank genome assembly
AUGGAAAGGAAAUCGCAACAAGAAGGGGAACUCUUCUUUUCCGAACAUGCUAGAGCGAUAUUGAAGAAUAAAUACAUAAUGAUAAUUGGCGAUUCAGUCCAGAGAUGCGUGUAUAAAGACCUCGUCUCUCUGAUCGAAGAUGGCAGUAUGAUGACUGAACACGAAAAGCGCUUCAAAGUAGAGGCAUGCUUCCGAGGAGACAGAUUGGUCGCAUCUACGGCGAAAAUGAACGGAACGAACUUUUGCGAGGUGCGAGAAUGGCGAGGAAUAGCCGGGGAAGAUGGAUGGGAGGAUUCGUUUCUCAUUCGAUUUAUUUUUGUCACGAGAGUCUUCAGCGAGGGCCUGAAAGCGAUGAUUUCGACUUAUUGCGAAGAUCAUUUUCCAGAUGUAAUCUACAUUCAGAGUACUUUUUGGGACGUGACAAGAUAUGGCGAUGGCGAAGAAAUCCGCGGGCAACGUUACUUUCCUCAAUUUACUUACAAUUUGCGUCUUCUCGUCGAUCACGUUGACGAACUCUACAAAGCCGAGAACGAAAGAAGAGAGAAAGAAAACCAGCAAAAGAGAGAUAAGCCGUUGAAAAUAUGGCGCAGUGCUCUUCCAAUCAGCCGGCAUACUUUUGGAGGCCUUGUGGAAGAAAUUCAAUUCGGAGGUGCCUCUGAAAGCUUCAGAAGAGACAUUGGAUUUGCUAACGUUGCCGCUCAAAAAGUCAUAGAAACCACUGACUGGGCAUAUUUGGAUGCACAUUACAUGUUCAGAAAGAUACAGAAUCAAGACAAGCUGCGGGAGAACGACGGCGUGCACUGGAACCAAAUCGCUCAUCGCUGGCUCAGCUUCUUGUUUCUAAAAACCUGCUGCGAAGAGUGGGGUUAUGAAAUAGAAACCCCCGUUGAUAUCAAAGACGAAAAAGAAGGAGGCAAUCCUUCUUUAGAGCGACUAUUCGGCAAUGCCAUGGAACGAGCACUUACGCAAAGAAGAAAAUACAGAGCUGUAAAGCGAAAGCGCGAAACUGAAAAUGCGGCAGUUGCAAAAAGACACUCACUAGACAGUCAGAAAAUCGAGAAAGCGCAAGAGAAUAUCGACCCAACAAAAGAUCCUUCCACCGAAGAGCCUGACAGUAAACGACGAAAGUCGGAAAUCAUCCCGCGAAAUACACAAACUCCUCGUGGAGGAGGAAGAGGUGGUGGCAGAGGACGAGGUUUUCAUCGCAUGCCUUUUACUCCACAUUUGCCCCAGCAGUCAGGUUGGGCCGAGGACUGGGCCCCUCGAGAUCCAUGGGGUUGUCCUCCAGAUCCGUGGGCUGGUCCCCCAGAUCCAUGGGCUGCUCCUCCAAAUCAAUGGGCUUACCCUCCUGAUCCGUGGCAUCAACAUUACUUUGAUGGCCCACCUGCACCAGAAAUUUGGAAUGGUCCUCCAAAUUAUGCUUGCCCUGGUGGAUGGAAUGGGCCUCCACAAGGAAGCUGGCGCCCUACAGUUCCGAGAAAACAGAAAACACCAAAGAAUACGCCGAAGAAAUAG